AUGGCCGCUCAGCUGUCACAAUCCGCUGCAUCGCCAGCUUUGCGAAGUAGGCAAACAGCCGUACCAGUCUUGCCCUGGACGCGGUCGUUUGUCAGUAACAACAAGCCAAGUGGUAGAAACAAAAACGAGAGUCGGCCAGAGUCGUCAAACCAGCCCCCCGAGUCGGAAGCAGACUCCAAACCUGCAGCCUCACAGGACACCCCCACGCCCGCAUCCAAUGAGGCCCAUGCCGAACCAUCUCAGACUUCGAAAGAAGCCGAAUCCAUCCCCUUCCACAAGCUUCCUGAUUUGACACAGGGUAUUCCGUCGACGCUGGACGCAGAACUGCGACAACGCUCAGCCCAGGCCCACUCUGCGAUUGAGGCCGUGGAGCAGGGAGACGAAUCCGAUGGCCGUGGCAGGCGAGAGCGCCCCGAGUAUGUGUCGACGAGCGACCGCAACCGAAAAUGGUGGGCACGGUUUAUGCUGGCCGCCGCCGCCGCCGUAGGAUCCUUCGGCGUCCUCUACAUGGGUCGUGAGUGGGAUGAUGUCGAGGCCCAGCGCCAUAGUGACGUUCCCAAUGGCUGGAGCUCCACGCUGUGGUGGCAGAGAGUCAAGGCCCGUAUGGGCGAGUCGGUGUCGUACUACCAAGAUCCCGCAUUCGACAAACUGCUUCCAGAUCCCGAUCCCAGCUUCGAGCGGCCAUAUACGCUCUGCCUAAGUCUGGAGGACCUCCUGGUUCACAGCGAGUGGAGCCGCGACCACGGCUGGAGGGUAGCCAAGCGACCAGGCAUGGACUACUUCGUCCGAUAUCUCAGCCAGUACUACGAAUUGGUCCUCUUCACAACUGUGCCGUUUGCCAUGGGCGAGCCCAUCGUCCGCAAGUUGGAUCCCUUCCGUUUCAUCAUGUGGCCGUUGUACCGCGAAGCCACCAAGUUCGAGGACGGCGAGAUUGACUUGUCGUACCUCAACCGGGACCUGUCCAAGGUCAUCAUCAUCGACACCAAACCACAGCACAUCCGCAAGCAGCCAGAAAACGCCAUCGUGCUGCAGCCGUGGAAGGGGGAUUCCAAGGACAACGAUUUGGUCGGGUUGAUCCCCUUCCUCGAAUACAUUCACACGAUGCAGUACUCGGAUGUGCGCAAGGUUCUGAAGUCGUUUGAGGGCAAGCACAUCCCCACCGAGUUCGCCCGACGUGAGGCCAUUGCAAGGAAGGAAUUCAACAAGCAGCUGGAGCAAAGGAAGAAGCAUUCCAGGGGAUCCGGCGUCGGGGCGCUCAGCAACCUUCUCGGACUGAAGCCCGCAAACAUGAGCAUGACCGUGGCCCCGGAGGGCGAGCAGAACCCGUCAGAGGCCUUUGCCCAAGGCAAGAUGCUGCAGGACCUUGCGAGAGAGCGGGGACAGCGCAAUUACGAGCUCCUCGAGAAGGAAAUCCGCGAAAACGGCGACAAGUGGCUCAAGGAAGAGCAGGUCGCAAUGGAAAAGGCCCAGCAGGAGGCCAUGAGCAGCAUGAUGGGUUCCUUUUUCGACUGGUUCCGACCCAAACCUAGCGACGCCGCUGGUGCUGGUGCUGGUGCUGGUGCUGAGAAGAAGGCCUAG
Molecule: messenger RNA, 1578 nt
Organism: Metarhizium album ARSEF 1941
Lineage: Eukaryota; Fungi; Ascomycota; Sordariomycetes; Hypocreales; Clavicipitaceae
Product: inner membrane translocase subunit tim-50
Exons: 2
Coding region: 1-1578 (525 amino acids)
Molecular function (GO): phosphoprotein phosphatase activity
Source: RefSeq, a predicted model, not a curated record